This is a messenger RNA of Danio rerio (zebrafish), 5912 nucleotides long. Lineage: Eukaryota; Metazoa; Chordata; Actinopteri; Cypriniformes; Danionidae. The record is from RefSeq and is a predicted model, not a curated record.
CAGUAUAUGUAACAACAUUCUAGAAUUCAGAGUAAGUCUGUUCUCUCUCAGUCUCCCUCACUCUCACUCUCUCUCUCUCUCCCUCUCUCUCUCUCUCUCUCUCUCUCUCUCUGCUGCAGUAGGGUUGGCGUGUUAUUGCAGUGGGGGUUGGAUCUGCGUGUGUGCGUGUGUGUGUGUAAAGUGCAGGUUUCAGCAGGCUGGAGCUCACACACUAUUGUCCUCUCAGAUCACAGAGCGAGUGUGUGUGUGUGUGUGAGUAUGUGUGUAUGUGUGUGUGUGAGUGUGUACGCUGCGUGCAUCUCCUCACUGCAGCACUGCUGAUGUUCCUGCAUUGAGGAAUGAAAGCUGCGGAGGGAUUUACUGCCGGAACACACAGCCAGCAGACAUGAAGACCGAGAGGGAAUAACAAACACACACACACACUCGUGCGCACGUCGGGGUUGUUUUGUAUGUGUGUGAGAGUCAGCCAUGCGGUCGGAGCGCAUGAGUCGAGUGUGUAUCGUGGUCCUGGAGGAGGUGGAAGAUGACGAACCCUCCCCUCUGCAUUCCAAAGACACCUCGGACCACAUUUCCCACAAUCCCCCACAGGACGACAAGCCGUCUCUGAUUAAAGCUAUAUUUAAUGGGGACACAGAUGAAGUGCGCUCGCUCAUAUUCAAGAAAGAAGACGUCAAUGUACAGGACAGUGAGAAGAGGACGCCGCUUCACGCUGCUGCAUAUCUUGGGGACGCUGAGAUCAUCGAGCUGCUCAUUCUGUCCGGGGCAAGAGUCAACGCCAAAGACAAUAAAUGGCUCACUCCUCUUCACCGGGCCGUAGCUUCCUGUAGUGAGGAGGCCGUUCAGGUGUUGUUGAAACACUCUGCGGAUGUGAACGCGCGGGAUAAGAGCUGGCAGACGCCGCUGCACGUAGCCGCUUCCCAUAAGGCCUUACGUUGUGCUGAGGCUCUGCUCCCACUGCUGAGUAAUGUCAAUGUGUCGGACCGAGCCGGAAGAACAGCGCUGCACCACGCGGCCUUCAGCGGACACCUGGAGAUGGUUCAGCUGCUGGUGUCCAGAGGAGCAAACAUCAACGCUUUCGAUAAGAAGGACCGGCGAGCUGUUCACUGGGCCGCAUACAUGGGUCAUUUAGAGGUGCUGAAGUUCCUGGUGUGUCGCGGCGCGGAGGUUUGCUGUAAGGAUAAGCGGUCGUACAGUCCUCUCCACGCCGCUGCCUCCAGUGGGAUGAUCAACGUGCUCAAAUACCUGCUCAGUCUGGGUGUGGAUAUAAAUGAGCCGAAUGCGUAUGGAAACACGGCUCUCCAUCUGGCGUGUUUUAACGGCCAGGAUGUGGUGGUGAACGAGCUGAUAGCGGCAGGAGCAGAUGUCAAUCAGGUCAAUGAGAAGGGCUUUUCUGCCCUGCACUUCACCGCUGCGUCCCGUCAGGGCGCUCUCUGCCUGGAACUGCUCAUCGCCAACAGAGCCAACCUCAACUGCAAGAGUAAAGAUGGUAAAACUCCUCUCCACAUGGCAGCCAUUCACGGCCGAUACUCCAGAUCACAGGCCAUCAUUCAGAACGGUGCAGAGAUCAACUGUGAGGAUGAGAACGGAAACUCUCCUCUUCAUAUAGCGGCUCGAUACGGUCACGAGCUGCUCAUCAACACACUCAUAACCAACGGUGCUGACACAGCAAAGCGGGGCAUCCAUGGCAUGUUCCCUCUCCAUCUGGCAGCACUGAGUGGAUUCUCCGACUGCUGCCGGAAACUUCUCUCCUCAGGUUUUGACAUAGAUACGGCGGAUGACUUUGGCAGGACGUGUCUGCAUGCGGCGGCUGCAGGAGGGAAUCUGGAGUGCUUAAAUCUGUUGUUGAACACAGGUGCUGAUUUUAACAGGAAAGACCGAUUUGGGAGGACGGCGCUGCAUUACGCUGCUGCUAACUGUAACUAUCAGUGUCUGUUUGCUCUGGUUGGUUCUGGAGCGAGUGUGAACGAGCGAGACAUCAGAGGCUGCAGUCCAUUACACUACACUGCUGCUGCAGACUGUGAUGGCAAGUGUCUUGAGUAUCUGCUGAGGAAUGAUGCUCAUCCAGCUCUCAGGGAUAAAGACGGAUACAGCGCUGUUCAUUACGCCUCAGCGUACGGUCACCGAGUGUGUCUGGAGCUGAUCGCCAAUGAAACGCCGUUAGAUGUGCUGAUGGACAUGUCUGCAUCAAUCAUACACGACACAGACGUCCAGCCUCCCAUCAGCCCUUUACACUUAGCGGCGUAUCACGGUCACCAUCACGCCCUGGAGCUGCUGGUUGAGUCUCUGCUGGAUGUGGAUGUGAGGACGCCGCAGGGUCACACACCUCUCAGUCUGGCGGCGUUUAAGGGUCACGUGGAGUGUGUGGAGAUCCUGCUCGCUCAGGGAGCGUCUGUCAUGCUGAAGGACUACACACACAAGAGGAACGCCGUUCACUGCGCAGCCAUGAAUGGUCACUCGGAGUGUGUGCGUCUGCUCAUCAGCAACUCUGACCAGCAGAUCAACAUCAACACACGGGACGGGAGAGGACAGACUCCUCUGAUGUUGGCUGUUCUGGGUGGACACACAGAUUGUGUGUAUCUUCUUCUGAGUAAAGGAGCCAGUGUGGAGGCCAGAGAUAAAUGCGGCAGGACGGCCCUUCACCGUGGGGAUUAAUGAUAAUGAGUCUGCAGCAGAGAUGCUGAUAGAAACUUUAGGUCCAGCGAUAGUGAACGCCACAGACUCACAGUCCAGGACUGCGCUGCACGCCGCCGCUUACACUGAUCAUGUGGAGUGUCUGCAGCUCCUGCUGGGUCACAACGCUCAGGUCAACGCCAUCGACAUGCUGGGUAAAACACCGCUCAUGAUGGCGGCAGAGAACGGACAAACCAACGCCGUAGAGGUUUUGGUGAGCAGCGCUAAAGCAGAUUUCACAUUACAGGACGCACACAGAAACACAGCUCUGCAUCUGGCCUGCAGUAAGGGACAUGAAACCAGUGCCUUGUUAAUUCUGGAGAAGGUGACAGACAGAAACCUGAUCAACUGCACAAACACAGCUCUGCAGACACCGCUUCACGUCGCUGCUCGUAAUGGCCUGACGGUGGCGGUGCAGGAGCUGCUGGCCAAAGGAGCCAGUGUCCUCGCCGUCGAUGAAAACGGUUACACUCCAGCUUUGGCUUGCGCGCCGAACAAAGACGUGGCCGACUGUUUGGCGUUGAUCCUGAACAGCAUGAUGCCCAUCUCUCCCAGCAGCACCGGCACAUUCUCCAGCCUCACCUUCACCACCAUUAACCACUACUCCAGCCCAUCCAAAACCGUGACCUUUGACCCUUUACCCAUGCUGAGGUCACAGCACGUCUCCUUCCGCAAGUUCAACAGCCUGAACCGCGAUGACGGCCUCAUCCUCCCUGAUGAUGAACUCAAUGAUUCAGACUCAGAGACAUACUGACAGCACGCCCCCUGCCCCGCCUUGCCCCUCAGUGUCUUAAACUGAUGCCUGAUUGGCUGAACGGUGACUAUGCUAAUUAGGCUCCGCCUUCUGUGACUGUAAAACAAGUAGAGUUAUACCAGUCAAACUCAACGAUCCUGACUUGGACACAUAUUGACAGAAUGCUCCUGGCCCCGCCCCUCAGUGUCUUAAACUGAUGCCUCAUUGACUGAACGAUGAUUAUGCUAAUUUGACUUCUCCCUCUGUGAAAGGAAAAUUAGUCGUUUUACGAGUCAAACUCAGAUAAUGAUAACACACCUCCUGCUCCGCCCUUCAGUGUCUUGAACUGACACCUUAUUGGCUGAAAGGUGCUUAUGCAAAUUAGGCUCCACCCUCAGUGACUAGAAAACCAGUGUAGUUUGACCAGUCUAACUCAAUAGUUCAGACACAAACUUACUGAAAACAUGCCCCGCCCUUCAGUGUAUUACAGUUACCUCAUUGGCUGAAUGGUGAUUAUGCUAAUUAGGCUCCUGCCUUUAUGUCUGGAAAACAGGUGGAGUUUGACCAGUCUAAUUUAGAAACAUACUGAUUAUACGCCCCUUGGUGUCUUAAGUUGUCGCCUCAUUGGCUGAAUGAUGACUAUGCUAAUUAGGCUCCUCCCUCUUUGAGUUCAUUGAUCUUGCUGUUCAGAUUCAGACAGAAAUUUCCUGACAACAGGCCUCCAGCCCCACCCUACGGUGUUUUAGCCGGUCACCUCAUUGGCAGAAUGAUAAAUAUGCUAAUUAGACUCCACCCUCUUUGACAGCAAAACCAGUGCAGUUUGACCAGUCUAACUCAAUAGUUCAGACUCUGCAACAUACUGAUUAUACGCCCCUUGCAUCGUUCAUCAGUGUUUUAAGCUUUUUCCUAAUUGGCUAACGCUGACUAUGCUAAUUAGGCUCCUCCCUCUUUGAGUUUAACUGGUCAAACUGCAUUGAUAAUGCUGUUCUGAUUCAGACACAAAAACUUCCUGACAACGCACCCCAUGCCCCACCCCUAAUUUCUUAAGCUGUUGGCUCAUUGGCUGAAUGGAGAUUAUGCUAAUUAGAGUCCUCCCUCUAUAACAGGAAAACAGGUAGUUUGACCAAUUUUACUCAAUGAUUAAGACACAAAAACUUCCUGAGAACAUGCCCCUUCCCCGCCUCUUAGUUUCUUAAGCUGUCACCUCAUUGGCUGAAUGGUAAUUAAGCUAAUUAGGCUCUGCCCUCUAUAACAGGAAAACCAGUGCAGUUUGAACGGUUCAACUCAAUGAUUCAAACACUUCCUGAGAACACGCCCCCUUCCCCACCCCUUAGUUUCAUAAGCUGUCACCUCAUUGGUUGAAUGAUGAUUAUGCUAAUUAGGCUCUGCCCUCUAUAACAGGAAAACCAGAGCAGUUUAAAUAGUUUAACUCAAUUAUUCAAACACAAACACUUCCUGGGAACACGCCCCCUAGCCCGCCCCUUAGUUUCUUAAGCUGUCGCCUCAUUGGCUGAAUGGUGCAUAUGCUAAUUAGACCCCUCCCUCUGUAACAGGAAAAUAAGCUGUUUGACCAAUUUAACUCAAUGAUAACUUCCUGAAAACACGCCCAUUGUCCCGCCCCUCAGUGUCUGAAGCUGUCGCCUCAUUGGCUGAAUGGUGAUUAUGCCAAUUAGGCUCUGCCCUCUAUAACAGAAAAAAACAGUGCAGUUUGAACAGUUCAACUCAAUGAUUCAAACACUUCCAGAGAACACGUCCCCUUCCCCGCCCCUUAGUUUCUUAAGCUGUCGCCUCAUUGGCUGAAUGGUGCAUAUGCUAAUUAGACUCCUCCCUCUGUAACAGGAAAACAAGCAGUUGGACCAAUUUAACUCAAUGAUAACUUCCUAAAAACACGCCCGUCAUCCCGCCCCUCAGUGUCUUAAGCUGUCGCCUCAUUGGCUGAGCAGUAACUGUGCUAAUGAGGCUCCUCCCUCUCUAAUUUAAGUCUAAAGCCAUUUCACCCUUCAACAAUCACUUUGACACAUUAUUUAAACUGAUUUAGCUUUCCUUUAUCAGAAGAAAGCGGCUGAUAUUGACAGCUGAGGGACUGUAAUUCCCAGCAUUCAUGUGAACACGAGGAGGCCAUGGAUUCUUAUAACUGCAGAUGCUGGAAAACUAAAGACGUCAGGGACCAAGAGCUGCAGACUUUUUACUUUUAUCCCCGUUUGUGCAUGAAGAUUGAGUUUUGGUUUGCAUCGCCAUGGAUUAUUUAUUAUGACAAAGUAUAAUAAUGAAGAGCAACAGAUGCUUUCAGGGUUGGGAGUGAGUAUUUAUUCCUCUGCUGUUGUGAGGAGUUGUAGUGUUCUUCCUGUUGUGUGUUUGUGUGAGAGCGGUUUCGAAUGCCUGUGUGUGUGUGUGUGUGAUUAUUUUAUAGUUCAAAGACAAUGGAAAGAUCAGGUGUGUGACUUGAGCUUUUGGUACAUUGUUAAUAGUUAUUAAUAAUUAUGAAUAAUAAAUACAUUUUGAAACAAGA